This is a messenger RNA of Cryptococcus wingfieldii CBS 7118, 423 nucleotides long. Its product is annotated as cyclophilin. NCBI's taxonomy places the organism in Eukaryota, Fungi, Basidiomycota, Tremellomycetes, Tremellales, Cryptococcaceae. Gene Ontology annotation, molecular function: RNA binding. The transcript is spliced from 3 exons. The record is from RefSeq and is a predicted model, not a curated record. Bases 1 to 423 code for a protein of 140 amino acids.
AUGAACAAGAACGCCGAAUCCACCAACGCCUCUUCUGUAGCCAACAGAAAAUCCUCCGUCUACGUUUCUGGCAUUGCCCCAGCUGUCAACGAAGAACAGCUCUUGCAGGCGUUUGUCACAUUUGGAGACAUCAUUGAAAUCAAAAUACCCCACGAGCCCCAUGACCCCAAAAAGCACCGAGGUUAUGCUUUCAUAACCUUCUCAUCUGCCGCCGAUGCGCAAGAAGCCAUCGACAACUAUGACUUGAAUCAACUACCAGGAUAUCAAGGGAGCGAUAAAUUCUUGAAGUGCAGUCUGGCACAGCCGAGCAAGUAUGUGGAUGAGAGUGGAAGAGGUGACCGCCCUAUCUGGGAAACAGAAGAAUGGAGAGCAGAGCACGGACAGCCGAAAGAAGACGGGGAGGGAAACGCUGGAGAGUCAUAG